AUGAAGAGCAGUGUUGGGCGCUUUGCCACCAAAGUCUGCAAACAUUUCGCCUUCACUUCAUCGCUGAAGAGUCACUUCUGGUCACAGAAACGAGUCAUCUGUUGGUCAGCGCCGACGGAAGCGUUCAUCAGCGGUCACUGCACGACGGUUUGUAUGACGUCAUCGCGAGAACUGUCAAUAACACGACUUUUGCUCCAAUCAGAGACCGAAUUGCGACCGAAAGCCAACAAUGAGAGCGAAAUAAUCUCUUCGCUGGGAAUCGUUCUCUUCAGAGCUCUGGACUUCGGUCUCCACGACGACGAGGAGCGGUCUCUGAGCGCGCCUUUGGAGCGACUGAUCGACAGAUUGACGACAAACACGACGACAGAAGACGACGCGCGCGACGAAGGAAUCGAAUUGAUGGAGAAUUCGUCCAAAACGUCGUUCGAUGACGUCAUCCAAAUGUGUUGCGCGCGACUGGAGGACGGCCAGAACGCGGACACGCAUUACCGCGGCGUUUGUCGCGCUCUGGUUCUCGAGACUCUGGAAUUGAAGUCAUUUUUGGUGCAAAUCUCGAGACAAUCGAAAGACAAGAACGAGAAGAAGGAAGCGGAAGAAGAGGUGAUCGAGGAUUGGGCGCGUCUUUGGCUGCACGUGAUUCGCCAGUUGCGCGAAGGCGUGUAUUUGCGACCGAUUCCCGCCGCCAGAGAGCGCUGCGACGCCGCGUUCGAGUUGACGCCGUUCGAGCGCCUCCUGGCGGACAUCCGUUCGGGCGUUCCCUUGAAUCGCGUGGAAGUGACGGAAAGCGAGCGCAACAAAGACGCGCACGAACUCAUCCUCGACUUCAUCCGCGCGCGCCCUUCGCUGCAGUCGGCGGAG
Molecule: messenger RNA, 858 nt
Organism: Medioppia subpectinata
Lineage: Eukaryota; Metazoa; Arthropoda; Arachnida; Sarcoptiformes; Oppiidae
Source: the annotation of a GenBank genome assembly